AUGUCUGCCCCCGUAGAAUCUCAUCUGUCUGCCCCCGUAGAAUCUCGCCUGUAUGCACCCGUAGAAUCUCAUUUGUCUGCCCCCGUAGAAUCUCGCCUCUCUGCACCCGUAGAAUCUCACCUGUCUGCCCCCGUAGAAUCUCAUCUGUCUGCCCCCGUAGAAUAUCGCCUGUCUGCACCCGUAGAAUAUCGCCUGUCUGCACCCGUAGAAUCUUAUCUGUCUGCCCCCGUAGAAUAUCGCCUGUCUGCACCCGUAGAAUAUCGCCUGUCUGCACCCGUAGAAUCUUAUCUGUCUGCCCCCGUAGAAUAUCGCCUGUCUGCACCCGUAGAAUAUCGCCUGUCUGCACCCGUAGAAUAUCGCCUGUCUGCACCCGUAGAAUAUCGCCUGUCUGCACCCGUAGAAUAUCGCCUGUCUGCACCCGUAGAAUAUCGCCUGUCUGCACCCGUAGAGUCUUACCUGUCUGAGCUUGUAGAGUCUCGCCUGUCUUGUAAAGUGUCACUUGUCUGCAUUUGUAGAGUCUGGCAUGUCUGA
This is a messenger RNA of Candidula unifasciata, 531 nucleotides long. NCBI's taxonomy places the organism in Eukaryota, Metazoa, Mollusca, Gastropoda, Stylommatophora, Geomitridae. The record is from the annotation of a GenBank genome assembly.